AUAAAAAUAAGAUCGGAUUGAGAUGAAAUCUUGAUAAACACAAUCUGAAGUCUGAACAAUCCUGCAAAGAAUCGUCGGCCCAUUUUAGCGGCAAGUAUGGCAUGAGUCGGCUACCCUACACUUUUCCUUUCCCAUUUAAUCCUUUGAUUUCAUCAACACAUCAUUAAUCAAUAUUUAUAUUAUUCAACGGCAUGGCAAAUUCCAACUGGAAUAAUUUUUUAAAGAUUUCUUCAGAUUCCCAUCAUUAAUCAUCAACAGAUUCCUUUUUCUUCUCAUCAGUUUCAGACUACAAGUCCAAAAAAGUAAAAAGGGUGUAUCUUUCCAAUCUUCGUAUAUAUUCCAACUUUCAUAAUCAAAUUCGCUGACCUCACGUAAGCACACUGUAAACCCCUUUUGGACUCCAUUCUUGUAUGGCAGUCAUGAAUGUCGCUGCUUCAAACGAAACUCCAGUGAAACUUGAGGGGAAGUUUCUUGCAAUUGUGGUAUGUUGGAUUCUUGGAUUUGGAUCUUUAGUCGCAUGGAAUAGUAUGUUAACCAUAGGAGACUACUACUACGAGUUAUUUCCAGAUUAUCAUCCAUCAAGAGUACUUACCUUGGUCUACCAACCCUUCGCAAUAGGAACAAUAGCAAUACUUGCAUACAACGAGUCAAAAAUCGACACUAGGAAACGUAACAUUGCAGGAUACAUCUUAUUCUUUUUAUGCACUUUAGCCCUCAUUGUGAUAGAUUUAGCCACAUCAGGGAAGGGCGGAAUUGGAAUUUACAUCGGUAUAUGUGUUUUUGUUGCCGGAUUUGGAGUAGCCGAUGCUCAUGUUCAAGGUGGAAUGGUGGGAGACUUAGCCUUCAUGAAGCCAGAAUUCAUGCAAUCAUUUUUUGCGGGUUUGGGAGCAUCUGGUAUUGUAACUUCGGGUUUAAGGUUAAUUACAAAAGCCGCAUUUGACAAAUCUCCCCAUGGUUUACGAAAAGGGGCAAUUUUAUUCCUUGGAAUCUCAACAUUCGCUGAGUUUCUAUGCAUUCUUCUAUACGCCUUUGUGUUUGGUAAAUUACCGAUUGUGAAAUAUUAUCGCACAAAAGCAGCAAAAGAAGGAUCAAAAACCGUUUCAUCAGAUCUCGCAGCUGCAGGCAUCCAAACUGAACCAAAUGGAACAGCUGAUAUCGAUGCUAAGGUUCCUGAACGAUUGAGCACUAAACAACUUCUCGUCAAGAACAUCGAUUAUGCAUUGGAUUUGUUCUUGAUAUAUGUCCUUACUCUCUCCAUUUUUCCUGGAUUCUUGUAUGAAAAUACAGGACACCACCAAUUGGGUUCAUGGUACCCACUUGUUCUAAUAGCAAUGUACAAUGCUUGGGAUUUGAUAUCAAGAUACAUUCCUCUAAUCGGAUUUCUUAAGAUUGAGUCACGAAAAUGGCUAAUGAUUGCUACAUUGGCACGUUUUUUAUUUGUUCCAGCAUUUUAUUUCACUGCAAAAUAUGGUGAUCAAGGUUGGAUGAUUAUGCUUAUAUCGUUACUUGGAUUGACAAAUGGUUAUCUCACUGUAUGUGUCAUGACUGUGGCUCCUAAAGGUUGCACGGGUCCGGAAGCAAAUGCAUUGGGGAACAUUUUGGUAAUGUUUCUUCUAGGUGGAAUAUUUGCGGGUGUGGCUUUGGAUUGGCUAUGGAUAAUUGGGAAUGGAGAAUUUUGAAGGACAAAUCGUGAUUGGAAUGAUUUUUAUUGGUUGAUGAAAUUUAGUUAUAGAUGUUGAUUUGUUAUUUGAUAUUGGCGAACCCAGAAAAAUAUAGUUAAAGUUGAUAUUUAUGUGGCUAAGGUAUAAGGAUGCACAUGUCUAAAGGGUAAAGUUCUUUGAAUAUAGGAUUUUUUUUUUUUUUUAAAUCUUGUAAGUUUUGUUUAUUGUGUCUGUGUACAAUCAUACAAUCAUAAAGUCAUAUAUUCUAUGCGAAGAUGAUCGUUUGUUGUUUUAUA
Lactuca saligna is the source of this 1957-nucleotide messenger RNA. The record is from the annotation of a GenBank genome assembly. NCBI's taxonomy places the organism in Eukaryota, Viridiplantae, Streptophyta, Magnoliopsida, Asterales, Asteraceae.